Messenger RNA from Sphaeroforma arctica JP610, 189 nucleotides. RefSeq lists its product as hypothetical. The record is from RefSeq and is a predicted model, not a curated record. NCBI's taxonomy places the organism in Eukaryota, Ichthyosporea, Ichthyophonida. The coding region runs from base 1 to 189 and encodes 62 amino acids. The transcript has a single exon.
AUGUACACGAGCAACGCAACGCAAUGCAACGCAAUGCAACGCAACGCAAUGCAACGCAAUGCAACGCAACGCAAUGCAACGCAAUGCAAGGCAAUGCAACGUAAUACAACGCAACGCAGCACAACGCAACGGAACGCAACACAACGCAACGCAAUGCAACGCAACGCAAUGCAAGGCAAUGCAACGUAA